Molecule: messenger RNA, 3882 nt
Organism: Anarrhichthys ocellatus (wolf-eel)
Lineage: Eukaryota; Metazoa; Chordata; Actinopteri; Perciformes; Anarhichadidae
Product: ETS-related transcription factor Elf-2-like
Exons: 3
Coding region: 3226-3747 (173 amino acids)
Source: RefSeq, a predicted model, not a curated record
GGCAAGUUUUGACUGUUUUCCUCUUUUUUUUGAUACGUUUGUUGGGAUUUGUAAAAUAAUUGAUCUACUCAUGUGCUUCCACCCUGGUGAUCAGAGGUUAAAGGUGAACUGAAUUUGACAUAUUAACAGUGAAACAUGUAGCUUUAGCUCUCGUUCAGAAUGACUUUCAAUGCAGCCGAAAUAUUUUCUAUUCCAGGAAUAGCAACAUGACAGUGACUUCUUCUGACCUUUUUAAAACGAUUAAUUUCUUCCCUUGUAACAUGACGGGUGUAUGCUGGUGAUUUUUUUCUAUUUGAAUAGUUUGUUGCAGCGUUUUGACUCAUUUAUGUUUCAGCUCAGAAGCCACAAGGCAGCCACGUGUUCACAGUCGUCCUGCAGUUCCUGUAUUACUUGUUUGAAUCAAUUCAACCUGCAAGUCCUGCUUGAGAAUCUCCACAGAUCGUGUGUGUGUGUGUGUGUGUGUGUGUGUGUGUGUGUGUGUGUGUGUGCGUGUAUGUGAUAAACCAGUUUUGUAUCUCUGGCUGCAGUUUGCAUGUUUCAUAUCCUAUGUGACCUUGCAAAUUGUAUUUCUUCAGUUGUUGGAGGGUCUUUGUCCACUUCGAUUGAUAUUCUCAAUAUCUUAGAAGGUGAAAAUAAAGAAGGGGUUGAAAGGAAACAAAGAGAAGUUGCGCUGCAUUGAGAAGUUAUUGCCAUACUGGCGUAUAUGUCAUUUUAGUGCCAGAUCGUUCUGUUGACCAAGUGAAAAGAUACAGUCACCACAUACAGGACUCUGGACCUGUAUGUGGUGCCUGAACAAAUAUACCAUCGCAUGCAUCCUGCAAAUCUGAAUUAACCUAGCACCUCCAACACAGAACAUAUACAUAACAGAUGAAUGUCUGCUCUGAACCUGAAUCCUCUGCUUUGAACAGACGAUUUCCCUCUGAGCUGAUAGCAUGUUGGUCUCAGUGGCAAAGCAGCACAGCAUGGCUCAUCCAUUAUGCAGCCGUUAAAGUAAUCGAGCAUGUCAUCAUAUACAACGUGUCAGAGGACGUUGUGUUGUCGGGAGGUUUGUACAAAAGUAGAAAUGCCUUGAAUCAUGCAUGGAUUUUACAUUGUGUUAAUGCUGUUUUGAAUUACUUUUUCACUGGAAAAUGUCGAGAAGAAGGGGUUACUUUUAAACCUUGUCUUUGUGUCUACAGAAGAAUUUGACGAAUUUAGCGUAGGAUUAUCUUUAAGCAGACGGUGAGCUGGCUUGGCUGGCUGUGGGAAGAUGUGCUGUGGCUGAUGAAGAGAAUACAGUUUUUUUUUUUUCAGUUUGGGACCUUGUUGAUGUAAAAAAUAAAGUGCAAAACAAAGUUUCAUCAACACAUCGAAAGGCAAAACUGGUAGAGAGAGCUCAUUAAGCGAAUGUGGAUUAAAAACGUUAUCUCUGGCUGACUUUGUAUUGUCUGCAGCUAUCUUGCUUUCAAACGCGAAUACUUGACAUUGAUCUUAAUUUUGGACGUGAUAACUACAUACUUGAUAUUGUGAUAAAGGACUGAUGCUAAAGCUGCAUGGCCCACAUAAACAUCAAUAUCCUCACCAGUUGAUGAUCCAUGUAGAGAACAUGGAAUUAAAGAAGCAGUGUAUUCAUGUAAUGUAGGGUAGAGGUAGUUAUUCACAUCAUUAUAAGAAAAACGGUAAGACUUGUUUUAUUUUAUUCUGACAUAAGGCUGCCUAGCUUAAAUACUUGGACAAAUGAGACAGGUUCGAUUUAUUCUUUAUAGUUGGCAUUUUCAAGCACUAACCAUUUCACCUUUAACACUAUUUCUGAUAAUGGGGGUCGUGGGGGUGUAAACUUCCUCAAAUCCAAAAGAGAGCAGGACAGAUGUUACCCUAAACUCUGAUAUAGUAGCAGCAGCAGCUCCCACAGUGGAUGAGCUAGUAAUGAACGGGCCUUUUCUUUUUAACAUAAUCUGUAGUCAGAUAGUUACCUAAAUAUGCUAGUCUUUGUAUCUUACAGUUCGUAUGAACAGACAAACACACUUUUACCAUGCUGACACCACCCUCCAUACUAUCUGUCUUAUAACCGUCCCACAUAUGCUGCUGUUCCAAGGAGGGAUGAAGUUGUGAAAACUCACCAGUUUAUCAAUAUGUCAAAUCCCAAUAGGUCAGUAGCCAAGUCAACCCUUUAAAAACUGAGUGAAGUCAGAGUAGGUGAAGCAUCAGUUUGUGUAUAUCCGUCUGCCUCUCCAUGCUCCUGCAUUCCCUUUGUUUUAUAUCCUGUUGUCACCCUGCAGAGCAGCACAAAACAGGGACCGAGGGUCCUGUGGUUCUUAGCAAUUGUUCCCAUGGCUCCAGUCUGCCCUGCCCAGGUCUUCCAUUGGACACUGUGUGCAUGUUUAAGGGACUGACUUGGCCUUCUGUCAGUGCAACUCUUCCCAUAAUAGCAGACAGGCACUUCCUGCAAACCAAAGCCAGAAGGAAAGAGAUGGAAAAGAGACAAGAGAUCCCUGGAUUUGUCUGGGUUCACAGUUAGGACAGAUAGAAGAAGGUGUGGUUGUCGGUGUGAACAAAGCUUUUGUUUUUAGUAAACCAACUGGACUUCAUGAUACUUUAAACUUUUAAGGAAACGUUUGACAUUGUAGGAAAAAUGCUUCUAUGCUUUGAUUAAUUAAUUCUCUUGAAUAUAUACAUUUUAGCGUACAAUAUUGUAGGCUUCAGGUCGAAGACGUACUCUGAUAUGCUGUAUGCGAGAGAAUUACUUUUAGCCAAGAAGCUAACUGUUUUGUUGUUUUGAUGGGGGCUCCGGUGCGAUGGUAUCCCUUUCAGAAACAUUAUAAUCCAGCAUUGAACUGCAGUGUCUUUUUGGAGACUUUGUAAAAAUAAAUGUAUUCUGUGAUUAUUUAUCAAUAUUUCUGUUGUCUGUUUGACCAAUCAGAGGCUGUGUACCCGACUGUGAGGCAGUUUUGAUCUCAAACUAGCUAGAGCACAACCAUUGAGGUGGUUGGCAUUUAUUGUUUUGAUCAAGGACACAAAACAGGGAUAACAUAGGGAGAUAGGUGGACUCCUGUCAUCAUCAAACAAACCAUCAAAUUCUCUUUUGUCUCUUUGAAUCUGCAUCACAGACUUUAUUGUGUUAAACAAAGUUGUGUUUAUCAAGUGUGUCUUCUCUGUCCAGGGGCCUUUUAUUUACCAAACUGGUGGAGUCCACCAGGCAGAGGUGCUGUGGCUGGCUGUAAUAUAUAUCCCUGAGGAGCAUGAGACAUGACCUCAGUGGUGCUGGUCGACACUGGUGGGACGGUGGUGGAGUAUGUCACAGCUGAAGAGGACGACUCCCAGCAGGAGGGAGAGUGUGAGGUGGACCUGCAGUUUGAGGGAGAGGUAGAAGGCGAGUGUGAAGCCGAGGAGGCCUUUGAAGAAGUCCAGGACAGAGAGGAGGCUGAGAACUACCCAGCAGUCAUUGUAGAGGAAGUACCCGGCGCCAGACUGGGCGAUGAGCGAGGUUACUCAGCCCAGGUGUUCGUCUAUAAUGACGAGGCUUACCUGAUGCAGGAAGUAGGCGAUGAGCAGGAGGUGGAGACAGAAGGGGAGGCAGUGGAGGCUUCUGUCCAUGGCACCAGUAUUCACUGCUAUGACAAGACCUUUGAGGCUGCAGAGGCUCUGCUACGCAUGGAUUCACCUUCCAGCCUCAGAGAAGACCGUAGCCCAGGUAAAACACUCUCACUAAUAACAGCCCAAAACACAAUUUACAAAUGGCUACACUUCAAACUUUGUUAUGUUUCAUAAUAAACUCAACAUAAUUGUAUACAUCUAUGUGGUGAGGUGUGGUUAAAUACUAAAUGUGGUUGGUCUGUUAUCUUUGCUGUAGUUUGUAUAUAUAUCUAUAUAUCUACAAUUGUGUGAAAAAGUGUUUGCCCCCUU